AAUCGAACUACGUACUGGUACUGUGUCCAAACUGCAACGAAGGGUCUUCAACGCUCUAUGCAGGAGAAAUCCCAUCUUAUCCUUCCAGCCGGCAGCGUAGGCAGCACUGGCCCAUUCCAGGCAGCCAGGCGAUACAUGAAAGUCAUAUAAUUGAGUUCAUUCUAGCGUCUACAUCUCUUCUUGGUCAUCAGAACUUCCCAACUUCAUUAUCUUAUUCCACCAUAAAGAUAGACCCACGAUGCCAAAUCUUGGCGGCGCGGAAACCAUCCGCAUCCUCGUGGCCACCGACAACCAUGUGGGCUACAACGAGCGGGACCCCAUCCGGGGCGACGACAGCUGGAAGAGCUUCCACGAGGUGAUGUGCCUGGCCAAGGAGCACGACGUGGACAUGGUGCUGCUAGCGGGGGAUCUCUUCCACGAGAACAAGCCGUCCCGGAAGUCCAUGUACCAAGUAAUGCGGUCGAUCCGCAUGAACUGCCUGGGCGACAAGCCGUGCGAGCUGGAGAUGCUCAGCGACGCGAGCGAGAACUUCCAGGGGGCCUUCAACCACGUCAACUACGAGGACCUGGACAUCAACGUCGCCAUCCCCAUCUUCUCCAUCCACGGCAACCACGACGACCCGUCGGGCGAGGGCCACCUGGCGGCGCUGGACAUCCUUCAAGUUUCUGGACUAAUCAACUACUACGGCCGCACGCCCGAAUCCGAUAACAUCCAGGUCAAGCCGGUGCUGCUGCAGAAGGGGCGAACCAAGCUCGCGCUGUACGGGAUCAGCAACGUGCGCGACGAGCGGCUGUUCCGCACCUUCCGCGACGGCAAGGUGAAGUUCUACCAGCCCUCCAUCCAGAAGGAGGACUGGUUCAACCUGAUCUGCGUGCACCAGAACCACCACGCCUACACGGAAACGGGCUACCUCCCAGAAAACUUCCUGCCGGAAUUCUUGGAUCUGGUCAUCUGGGGCCACGAGCACGAGUGUCUGAUCAACCCGCGCCGGAACCCCGAAACCUACUUCCACGUUAUGCAGCCGGGCUCGUCCGUCGCCACCUCGCUGUGCCCCGGCGAAGCCGUCGCCAAACACGUCUCCAUCGUGAGCAUCACGGGCCGCGAGUUCAAGAGCGAGCCCAUCCGCCUCCGGACCGUGCGGCCCUUCGCCAUGCGCGAGAUCGUGCUGUCGGAAGAGAAGGGGGCGCAGAAGCUCGCGCGCAAGGAGAACAACCGCACCGAACUCACACGGUUCCUGAUGGGCAUCGUCGAGGAGCUCAUCGAAGAAGCCAAGGAAGAGUGGCUCGAGAUGCAGGACGAGGCGCCGCCGACCGCCGAUGACGAGGACGACGAGCAACCCCGCGAGAUCCCCUUACCGCUGGUGCGCUUGCGCGUGGAGAUCUCCACCCCGGAGGGCGGCAGCUACGACUGCGAGAACCCGCAGCGGUUCUCGAACCGCUUCGUCGGCCGCGUCGCCAACGUCAACGAUGUGGUGCAAUUCCACCGCAAGAAGAAGAACCAGGCCGGCGGCACCAGCCGGCGGAAGGACGGCAGCACAGCGGAAGUCGACGAGGCGGCCAUCUCGCACCUGGCGACCCUCGACACCGUCAAAGUCGAGCAGCUGGUCCGUGAUUUUCUGUCCACGCAGUCGUUGACCAUCCUGCCGCAGAACUCCUUCGGGGACGCGGUGGCGCAAUUCAUCGACAAAGAUGACAAGCACGCGCUGGAGAUGUUUGUCAACGAGUCCCUGGAGAGCCAGAUCAAGCAUCUCAUGGCGCUGGACCGCGACACCGACGAGAUCGACGCGGCGGAGGAGCUGGCGCAGAGCUCGUUGCACAAGGCCAUGGAGCGGUAUCGCACGCAGAUGGAGGAUAUGUUCACCCGCGGGGUCAACAAGCGCAGCCGCCACGCCCGCGGCGGCAAGCGGCGCUACAAGCCCAAGCCCGAUAGCUGGGACAGCGAGUUCGAUGGCUCGUGGGAGGAUCAGCCGGGCGCGCUGAUCCACUCGGACAAUGAGGGCGGGGAUCCGAACGAGGAUGUCGCCGCGGAGGACGGUACUGGGUCUGCAGCUGCUACGACAACCCGCGCAUCCUCGACCACGCGAGGCAGGGGGCGAGGACGCGGCGGGAGGGCCGCAGCGACGGGAACGAGUACACGGAAAGCCACCACGACCACCACCACCGCAAGAACUACAGCCACGGCCACGAAAAAGGCCGCCGCUACACCGUCAAAGACAACUGCAGGUAAAGGCCGCCGUCGUCGCGCGGUGUCGGAGGAUGAGGACGACGAAGAGGAAGAUGUGAUUAUGCUCGACGAUGACGACGACGACGACGACGAUGAUGCGGUAUCCGGCCUGCCAGAUAUCCACGAAGAAGAUGACGAUGACGAUGACUCCCAGGCUCUCUUUGUCAAACAACCUGCAACUCGGACACGGCGGGCAGCAGCAGCAACAGCAGCGGCACCUCCACCUGCCACCUCUACAAAGACUACGACCACCAGCCAACGUCGCGCAGCCGCUCCGCCUGCAGCCUCAACCCGAGCCACGGGGGGGACGAGCACGCGCCAGACGAGAACCCGUCAGCAAACCCAGACGACGCUGAAUUUCGUGGGCUCUCAGAGCAGCGCUCCCCCAAGCACGCGGACGAGGGGCGCACGCGUGGCCAGCGAGGAAAUCGACGACGACAGUGAUGGGUUCGAGCCGAUGGCGGUGCCUCGGCGGCGGUAGCCCAGGCAGUCUAGUCUGCGGACGUAUGACUCGAUAGACAUUAGGUUGGGUCGAUUACAGUGUAGCGUAGUUCAGCAUCAACGGCGCAUCGGGGGACAGAUUUUUCCAAAUGGCAUGGCGUUUUCCCAGGUUUCGCCAUCUAAUCAAUUUAUCCAGCGCGGUUUCUCGAACUUAAGCGCCAAUCAAUG
Aspergillus aculeatus ATCC 16872 is the source of this 2892-nucleotide messenger RNA. Its product is annotated as MRX complex nuclease subunit. Gene Ontology annotation, biological process: double-strand break repair via nonhomologous end joining; telomere maintenance; mitochondrial double-strand break repair via homologous recombination. Gene Ontology annotation, molecular function: manganese ion binding; 3'-5'-DNA exonuclease activity; DNA endonuclease activity. Bases 239 to 2704 code for a protein of 821 amino acids. NCBI's taxonomy places the organism in Eukaryota, Fungi, Ascomycota, Eurotiomycetes, Eurotiales, Aspergillaceae. The record is from RefSeq and is a predicted model, not a curated record. Gene Ontology annotation, cellular component: Mre11 complex; nucleus. The transcript has 2 exons.